This is a messenger RNA of Sphaeroforma arctica JP610, 2128 nucleotides long. RefSeq lists its product as hypothetical. Lineage: Eukaryota; Ichthyosporea; Ichthyophonida. The record is from RefSeq and is a predicted model, not a curated record. The transcript has a single exon. Bases 1 to 2094 code for a protein of 697 amino acids.
AUGUUGCAAAUAACACUUUUCAUAUUAGCUGCUGCGCAAGCGAUUGCGCUACCCUUGUUACAAACAGAUACUUCCACAAACGAGGCCAGUACUGGGAGUACGUUAGGCUUGCGAACUUUAAUUGUUGGUUCAACAUCCGACUCUGUCAUUCUACCAAAGAAUGUAGUUCAAGGAUAUGGUUCACCAUUUGAUGUCAUUGUUGGUGCACAACCCGACUUGGCUGGUCAUGGCUGGCAUUCGAUAGUAGUAGCUGAUAGCGAUGUGAAUCAAACUUGGGUUCGUGAGUACGCCGCACGAACUCGUGCACGACUUGUAUUUUUGCAAUCAACUGCAGAUGCCAAUGAUUCUACUGUUCUGGGUGUUCAGGAUAUGUUUUUUGACCCAUCGUUUCAAAAUAUAACGGUAGCGGAUUCAGACAACGCUAGGCAAUUGGCCGGUGUUUUGAACACGACUUCAAGUUGGAAUGUGUCUGAGACCGCACCUUCAGCCGUCUCGGUUGUGAACACAACCAUGACUACCCCCUUUCUGGUGUAUGAUUAUGAAACGAUCUCCGCUGAUUCCGCGGUAGCCGCGUUUGUUGCCAAUACUACUCUAGGAACUGAAGAGAUGCAUUUUCGUUUUCAUGCGAACCAGGCCGGACUUGGGGCGAAUUUUGUGCCCUUCUACACCUUAUCUACCGAAUACACACAAAUGAAUUUAGCACUAGGACAUAGUUGGUAUGAAUGGGUUACGAGGGGAGUGUUCCUCGGGUACCGUCGGUUGACCAUGAAUAUACAUGUCGAUGAUUGGUUUAUUAACUCAGGAAUCAAAUACACAAAUGAAGCUUGGAAAAUCAACAGUAGUGAUGUAGAAACAUAUGUGGCGUGGAGAAAAGACUUCAUCGAGAACGUAUUGCCUGCUGGAUCUAACUUCAAAUUGGAACCUGCUUACAAUGGUGCUGGUCUAGGUAUGUCCGGCUACGAGGAUACGUCGUUGAAUGAAGCAUCGUAUGAGUACGCUGCCGAGUUCGAUUGGAUGUCUCACACUUGGACCCACAUGAAUAUGGAUUGGCUGGAGGACUGGCAGUGUGAUGGUAAGCAUAAAGAGUGUAAUCCUCUUCCUGAGCAUUACGAUGCUGAGCUUGGCUACAAUCAAAAGGUCGCCAGGGGCGAGGGUAUAGCUUCUGACGAAUAUAUUGAUUUGUAUUACGGACAAAUUGCCACCCCGCCUCACCAGUUCCUAGACAACCGCACAGAAUUAAUGGAAAAUAAUUACUCGCCAAAGUCUUUGGUAACGCCCGAGAUUACUGGUCUGUGGCCAGCAUCUUAUAACGGGACACCACCAGUAGGCCGAAAACCAUACCUCAGGAACACUUUGUUCUUUUCCAAGUUGGUCGAGUACGGAAUCGAAAACGUUGUCGGUGACAACAGCAGGCCUGAAUUGAAUGCCGAGGUCAUGUAUCACGCAGUGGUCAGCACAGAAGAAGAGUACGGCACUGAUGGUAUCCUUAUUAUACCUCGUUGGAGUCCCAAUAUACCCUUCAAUUGCAAAGAUUUGGAUUGUGUGGUUCGCUUUUAUGAUGAGGGUGCCUGCUAUUGGACGACAUACGGAGCUCCAUGUAAUGAUAGUCAAGUGUGGACUGGGGCAGAUGCCAUCAAUCGUGAAGCCAAAUCUAGCACUAUUCCUCUCUUGCAACAACGUUGGGACCCAUACAUGUUCCACCAAGCCAAUGUGCAUGCACAGCCCUACCAUAAUACGUCCAUCCCCUUAGUCGGUCAGUUUGUGCAAGAUGUAGCUGAGGAUGUGCUACGGUAUGUCACGGGGCUGCCAUUCAUUAGUAUCAAGAUGGAUGACUUGGGAGUGAUGUACAGAGAGCGUAUGGCAAGAGACAAUGCCGAGCACUAUGGAACACUUAAUUUGGAUGAAUUUGGUAAUCCUGUCAGUAUUCUGGUUUCCGGCGAUGACAAAUUUAGGGUAGCUCUCACCAUCACAGCGACCUCUCCCAUGUCCUUCAUGGAGCAGGAGGAUGUUUCUCUUUAUGGAACAGAUCAGAGCGUUUUCGAGUGGGUGGAGAACAACGUGCCCGCUGCCUUCAAGGUCUCCGGCUCUAUGUAAAGUAGCAUAGGGUCUAUCAAGCUCUUGUAAUCAA